UUACAUCUCUUCUUUGGUCUUUAGCUUUGACCUCUUUUAAUGCCGAGUCCAUCUCCUAAUUUUUGCUUAUAAUCUCUUAAAUUAUUUCUGUAUUGUUCACUUUCUCAACUCUUUAGACUUCUACCUUUUCUUUUUGUAUUUCCACCUUUUUCUUCACCUCUUCUUCUUCCUAUUUUACACUAAUAAUUACUCUCCAUAAAUAUAACCUUCUUAAUUUUGACUCCCCCACUAAAUUUUUAUGAUCUAGCAAAUAUUUGAGAGGAUCAUAAUAUAUACACAAUAAAACAUGGAAUAUCAUAUAAAUCAUAGCUAUAUUAGAAGAGAUGAUGAUGAUAAUAUUGAGGAUGAUCAUGUACCUCAAAAGCAUAGGUUCAAGGAGAUGGACUUUUUUCAAGGCUCUACUUUUUCUUCAAAGGGGGCAUUAGAAGAAAGUGUUACUAACAAAGUUGACAACAAUGGCGGCGACAUCCAAGAUGGUUUUGGUGAUGAUGAUGAUCAUCUUAAACUACAACUUGAUACCGGGUUAAAGCUUCAAGUGGCUAGAAAUUUCGAUUUUGUUGAGAAAACUACGGUGGGAGAUGAAGUAGAAAUGCUACAAUCUCAUGAUGAGAAUCAAAAUGCUAAGGAUGAGAUGAUAAUUCUAAGGGAGGAAAUUGCACGAAAGAGCGUCGAAAAUCAAAGAUUGAAGACUUUACUUGAUCAAGUUACGAGCAGCCACCAAGCCCUACAAAUGCAAAUCAUGACAAUGGAACAACUCCAACUUGAUCAAAAUAAAUCCAUUAAAGUCCACCCAAUAGAGACAUUAACCAAUGAGGGAGUAAUAAUAAAUGACAAAAGGAAACAACAAAUGGGUCAAUUCGUGGGUCCAAAGCAAGAAAGUCUGAUCACUGAUGGAGAUGAUAGAAGGAGGUCCAAUUCAAAUUCGAGUGAUACCAAUAGAGAUUACGAGCAAUUAAAUAGAUGUCGUGAAAGAGAAAAACAAAAUACAAAUAACAUGCAAAGAGUUGGGGGCAUGGCGCCUACAACCGUAGAGACCGAGGAGGCUCAUGAAGUAACCAUGAGACGAGCUCGCGUAUCAGUUCGAGCACGAUCUGAAGCAAAUAUGAUUAGUGAUGGAUGUCAAUGGAGAAAGUAUGGUCAAAAAAUGGCAAAAGGAAAUCCUUGCCCUCGAGCUUAUUAUCGUUGCACUAUGGGAGUUUCUUGUCCAGUUCGCAAACAGGUACAAAGAUGUGCAGAGGAUAAUAGCAUUCUCAUCACAACCUACGAGGGACACCACAACCAUAACUUACCACCCGAGGCGGUACCCAUGGCCAGCACAACAACCUCGGCCGCCUCAAUGCUCAUCGCUGGCUCUAAGUCAUCAAGUCCGAUGGACGGACUAUUAUGUCCGUCCAUCUUCUCACAACCCACGGCUCUCCCGGGCCUCCCAAGCUUGGCCACAAUAUCUGCCUCGGCCCCGUUCCCUACCAUCACAUUAGACCUCACUCGGCCACAAGGCUCACACCCACAAGGUAACAACAGUAACAUGUCGUGUGCAAACGCAAAUGGGCCGGCCUUAAUGGGCCUUAUGCAACAACUGUUGGGCCAUGGGCCCAACAAUGAGCCCAAUAGAGAAAAUGGUAACUUGCCAUUAGUUGACCCAUUAAGUAUUGCUAAAGCUGCCCUUGCUUCGGACCCUAAUCUUGCUUCAGCUUUAGCAACGGCUAUAUCCUCAAUAAUUAAGGGCAAUUAUGACUCAAUUAAUAAUGUUAAUAAUAAUGGUAACAGUAGUGAAAUAAGUAUGGGUAAGCAAAGUUCCAAGGACAAUAACUCUGAAUUGUCCAAUAUAUCAGAGAAUUAAUAGGUUAAUUAUCAAUAAUAUAAUCAUCAUUUUCAAUUUUUUAUUUCCUUAUUUUAAUCAUUAGAUUUAUUUUUUUUUUCAAAAAUUUUGACCUGCCUAGAAUCAUUUGUACUACGUUUUUUCUUUCUUUUUUUUUUUUUUUUUUUUUUUUUUUUUUUUUUUAAUUCUUUUAGAUUCCAUGUAUCUAAUAAGUAGUGUAAUUUAUAAUUUUGAAGGAUAUUAUAUUGCAUUUAUUCUUCAAUUAUUCGAUCAGUCAUGAAGUUCAUCAUAUAGUUCAAUUAAUCAAACAUAUCUAACAAUCAAGUCAAACAUCAACUUUAUUUUGAUAUCUUUUGCUCACCAAUAUCCCUUGAUUCAU
Chenopodium quinoa (quinoa) is the source of this 2198-nucleotide messenger RNA. RefSeq names its product WRKY transcription factor 42-like. The record is from RefSeq and is a predicted model, not a curated record. NCBI's taxonomy places the organism in Eukaryota, Viridiplantae, Streptophyta, Magnoliopsida, Caryophyllales, Amaranthaceae. The transcript has 6 exons. Gene Ontology annotation, molecular function: DNA-binding transcription factor activity; sequence-specific DNA binding. Gene Ontology annotation, biological process: regulation of DNA-templated transcription. Bases 287 to 1840 code for a protein of 517 amino acids.